GAUUGAUUUUUGUCACUUUUCAAACUCAUGUCAAACCAACCUAUUACUAGAUUUGGCUUGGUUUGAGAUUUUAAAUCAAAUGACCGACGUGGGGUUUCCCCCCUUUCUGCUAUGGUUGCAGCCGACUGAACUAGCUGACAUGGGGAAUCGGUCCAGGAGACCUGGUCCAAACUUCCAAAGUAUCGAGCGACUUUAUACGACUCGAGUGGCCUUUCCUUUUGCAUCUCACGCCCUGUCAUGCCUCCCGCUCGAUUAAGCGGCAUAUUGGGAAGGGUGGCAUUGCUGCCAAUCCAUUUCCCCUCCUUCCAUUUUAACAUCCUGUGUGGAGUCCUUUUCCCCUUUGUGGGCUAUAUCCGUGGAGAUGGUGGUGCUCCGGCUAUAUCCUACUCCGAGAUGGUGAUUGUAUCUCUAUCUUUUAUCUUCUCUACUUAUUCUCCUCCACUUCCUCUAGCCGCCGGCCUCUCCCAACGGCUUCCCCCUGCAUUGCCGACCCCUUUUCUGCUGCAGCAAGCUGUUGUUCAACCCCUUUCAGAGCCAUUCCCGACAUCCCGCCGGCACCUUUACAACAGCUACCUUGCUGUGCCAGCCUUUCCCAUCGCUGCCAGCUUUUUACAGCUACUGUCUCACCUUCCCAGCUUGCCACCCCACCUUUCAACCAACCUCCACCGCCCUUGAGGUACACUUUCAAAGCGUUUGAUUGUGUCGUCCUGCGUUUUGGUGAUGUUAUUUUCAAUUUAUGUGUGUUGUAAACCUAUUUUUCUAUUAAUAAAAGUUGCUUAUGCAGUUUGAGUUUUCUCCUUCGGUAUCAUUUAGUAUUCAAGCUAGCUCCACCCUAAUCUUAUCUUAGGGUUUCCUAGCAUCCGCCUCUUCACAGGCCAACCCCACCAAAGAUUUUCUUGUUUAUUUCUAACCGAUAGCCAUGCCCAUAAUGAGAUACAUGCUCGAGCCUACCCAAGAGGAGAUACAGCGAGAGAUCUGUCAACUUCAGCGAAGGCUUGUGGACAUUG
Molecule: messenger RNA, 1007 nt
Organism: Phalaenopsis equestris
Lineage: Eukaryota; Viridiplantae; Streptophyta; Magnoliopsida; Asparagales; Orchidaceae
Exons: 2
Coding region: 238-675 (145 amino acids)
Source: RefSeq, a predicted model, not a curated record